AUGGAUACCUUUGGAGAAGGACUCAAGGAGUCUGAGCAGGUCUCGGGCCAUGAGGAAAUUAACGCCGUGACGCCUUCCCGCGAGAAUAGCCACCACCCCUAUGCCUGCGCGGCUCCCUUCCGUGGACUACCACGCAAGGGCGAGUAUCUUGCCGAAUGGUGGAAUGUUGCCAUCCCACCCACUACUCUGUGCUGUGUGAGGCAUCGAAUGGCGUUUGCGGCUGAGGUCAGGGCCAUACGAUCGAUAUCACUCGAUCAGGCAAGCGGCCCUAGCCAUCAGUUCAUGCCCACCUCGUCCCUCGCAGACCAGGCAAUAGCGAGCAUCCUGAUACUGCCAGGGACGCUGCGCUGA
This is a messenger RNA of Colletotrichum lupini, 351 nucleotides long. RefSeq lists its product as uncharacterized. The record is from RefSeq and is a predicted model, not a curated record. Lineage: Eukaryota; Fungi; Ascomycota; Sordariomycetes; Glomerellales; Glomerellaceae. The transcript is spliced from 2 exons. Bases 1 to 351 code for a protein of 116 amino acids.